UUCGUCAUGUUCUUUGGUAUCUAAAAUUUGCGAUCUCUGUUCUUCUUUCCAUUUUUACACACUCUAGGGUUUACAACUCACCAAAGUCUCUCAAUUCUCAACACAAAUUCUCCAUCCAAACGGCUUCCGGCGUCCAAGAUUCCGUAUUUGCUUGCUUCAUGGAGCUCUUUCGGUGAAUUUCGCCCCUUUUUUACUCGAGGGAGUAUUGUGCGUUGAAUGAACAUAAGCAUGGAUUUAAAUGCAUCGCCAGAACCUGAAGAAGAUGAGGAAAUUUUUGAACCAAAUUUCAGUGAAGACAGUGCACCAGAAGAAAAACAAAGCCAUCAUCAUUAUCAACAUGUAGAACAUGGAGAGUCGGCAGUGGAUAUUAUGCGUCGGGAGCGUGAAGAAAGAAAGCUAAGACUGAAACGAGAACGCCCAGAUGACAAACCGAAACAACAGGCUGCUUACCAGGCCAUGAAUGAUCAUUUAUUUCAAGCAAAGAGUCAAAGAACUUACGAUAAGAGUAGGCUUCCUCCAGGAUGGUUGGAUUGCCCGGCAUAUGGUCAAGAAAUAGGUGGUAUUGUUCCUUCUAAAGUUCCUCUUGGUGAGUCUUACAAUGACUGUAUUGUACCUGGUAAAAGAUACUCAUUUAGACAAGUCAUUCACCAACAACGAGUUUUGGGCCGCAAGCUGGGCAUGGUGAUUGACCUUACAAAUACAACUCGUUACUAUUCUGUAAAUGAUUGGAAGAAAGAAGGCAUCAAGUAUGUUAAGAUCAAUUGCAAGGGGCGUGACUCAGUACCAGAGAACGAGGCCGUAAAUCAGUUUGUGUAUGAGGUUUCUCAGUUUCUAGCUCGACAGAAGAACUCAAAGAAGUAUGUUCUUGUUCAUUGCACACAUGGGCAUAACCGUACAGGCUAUAUGAUUAUACAUUAUCUCAUGCGAACGCUGCCAAUAUCUGUAACUCAGGCAAUAAGAAUAUUUUCUGAAGCACGCCCGCCUGGAAUAUAUAAACCGGAUUAUAUCGAUGCCUUAUAUGCCUUCUAUCAUGAACAAAAACCUGAUAUGGUCACUUGCCCUCCGACUCCUGAGUGGAAACGAUCUUCUGAAUUUGAUCUGAAUGGAGAGGCGUUACCGGAUGAAGAUGAUGAUGGAGUACCUCUCGAUCCUCUGGAUGGCAAUAACCAUGAGGAUACAGAGGGAGUCAUGACAAAUGAUGAUGUUUUGGGUGAUAGUAUCCCUCAAGAUCAGCAAGAUUCUUUCAGGCAGUUUUGUUAUCAAGCAUUGAAAUUAAGUGCAGGGGCUAGAGGGAACCAGCAGUUUCCAGGGUCACAUCCAGUUUCUCUAGACAGGGAGAACCUGCAACUUCUUAGGCAGCGUUACUAUUAUGCAACAUGGAAAGCUGAUGGAACAAGAUAUAUGAUGUUAAUUACUAUGGAUGGAUGUUAUCUAAUCGACAGAAAUUUUGUCUUCCGAAGGGUCCAGAUGAGAUUCCCCUGGAAACUAAAUAAUGAAGGUUUAGCUGAGAAGGUUCACCACUACACACUGCUUGAUGGUGAGAUGAUAAUCGAUACUGUACCCGACACUAGGAAACAAGAAAGACGUUAUCUGAUUUAUGAUUUGAUGGCAAUCAAUCACGUCUCUAUAAUUGAGAGACCAUUCUAUGAACGAUGGAAAAUGCUGGAGAAGGAAGUGGUUGAACCUCGAAACCAUGAACGGGGAGUUAUUUUCAAAAAUAGAUAUUCCAUGUAUAGAUAUGACUUGGAGCCAUUCAGGGUAAGGAGGAAGGACUUUUGGCUGCUUUCUACUGUCACUAAGCUUUUAAAGGAGUUCAUUCCCAGGCUUUCACAUGAUGCAGAUGGUCUUGUUUUUCAGGGUUGGGAUGACCCUUAUGUCCCACGUACACAUGAAGGACUUUUGAAGUGGAAAUAUGCAUCGAUGAACUCAGUGGAUUUUCUUUUUGAGAUGGCUGAAGAUCGCCAACUACUUUUUCUUUUUGAACGGGGGAAGAAGAAGCUGAUGGAGGGGAACAAAAUUGCAUUUGGUGAUGAUGUUGAUCCGGAAUCAUACUCGGGGAAGAUUAUCGAGUGUGCUUGGAAUUCAGAGGAAGAAGUUUGGGUCUGCAUGCGGGUCAGGACAGAUAAAGCUACACCAAACGAGUUCAAUACAUAUAGAAAGGUGAUGCGGAGCAUAAAGGACAACAUCACAGAGGAAGUGUUAUUGGAUGAGAUAAAUGAGAUAAUUCAGUUGCCGAUGUAUGCAGAUAGAAUUAAACGUGACAGCAAAGGCCACCACCACUCUAGUUCAAGACCUAAAUGAGAGUUUAAUGGUUCGGGUUUAGCGUAGGAAAAAAAGGAUAGCCGAGAAUGUUAUGUAAUUAGGGAGCGAGGAGGUCGAGUGAGUGAUUUAAUAUUGUUGUAAAUUGUGCUCUGUCUGGUGAGUUUGCAUGAUCCAGUUGCUGCACUUAAUUUAGCUAUGGAUAUCAGCCCUUUUCCUUUUAACAAAUUGGUUUUUCAGGUAUCAUUAUUAUGAUUAUUAUUGUUA
Messenger RNA from Helianthus annuus (common sunflower), 2526 nucleotides. Its product is annotated as mRNA-capping enzyme. Gene Ontology annotation, biological process: DNA recombination; DNA repair; protein dephosphorylation. Gene Ontology annotation, molecular function: ATP binding; mRNA 5'-triphosphate monophosphatase activity; protein tyrosine/serine/threonine phosphatase activity. The record is from RefSeq and is a predicted model, not a curated record. Lineage: Eukaryota; Viridiplantae; Streptophyta; Magnoliopsida; Asterales; Asteraceae. The coding region runs from base 217 to 2301 and encodes 694 amino acids. The transcript has 18 exons.